GUACAUUAAAGCACCAAUACUAUACAGCAUAGUAGAAGGGUUCCAGAUCAUAUAUCUACAAUGGAGUACAUUACUUUUAAAAGAAUUUUAAACAACAGUAGCAAAACAAAGCGCAAAAGGGCGGAUCCAGUCAAUAAUCUUGUGGCCAAUAACUAUGCAUAACCCAAUUAGAAUUCGUCACAUUAGUGCCCCUUCUCUCUCCUGAAAAGCCUUUAAUUUCUCUCUAAUCUUUAACAGACGAUUUCUCACUCGUUUUAAGUCGAAAUUUAAUUUUUUGCAUUGUUAGAUCAGAUUAAUUGUGCUCUUAAAAAUGAUAUUCACUUUGAUAUAUUUUGAAACUAAAAAAAUUGAGCCAUUUUUUACCAGUCUAUACCAUAUGGUAUUGACUGGUAUUGAAAUAAGAGCAUACCCAAUGCAGUCAAAAGCGCGAUUCUACCUAGAAGCAGAAAAUGGGUAAAAUCGUAAACCGUAGAAUCAAAUCGUAAAAACGUAAGUUUUUUACGCAUACUAUAAAAUAACGAAAAAUGUGUUAUGUACGACAUAUACUAUGUAAAAUAUGAGUGCACAUAGUUUAGAUAAGUUAAUAAAUACCUGUAAUUCAUGUCUAAACUCAUAACAUUUUAACAAUAAGUUCAUAAACAUAUAUCUUAACCAUAAGCUACCUUCCCCUCUAAGCUAGUGAUUUUGGGAAGCGCCUAAUUGGUGAAUUAGAUUACUCUGUUGAAACUAAGAAUGCAUCCAAGUACUUGAUAAGUAUCUUUUAAUCUUAAAUAUAUCAUAUUUUUGUGAUUUACCUGUAAAAUAUAAGUAUUUUCGUGAAUAGAAUACUCCUUUAGUGAACUAGAAGCGUAAAGCGUUCUCGUGAACCAGAAGCGUAAAAGCGUAAGCUUUUAAGAUUUAAAGCGCAUUUUAGUCCCGAUUUUAUACACUUGAGAUUUUAUAUGGAAACGAAAGUGUUUUAGUGUUCUAGAAGCGUAAAACCGUUAGUUUUUAAAUUUUAAAGCGCGAUUUUGACUGCAUUGAGCAUACCUAUGGUAUGAACAAACCAAGACUGUAGAAUGAUUGAACACAUGAUAGUAGAAGUAUAUUAACUGUUAUUUACGACUUUUAACAUUGUGUACCACAAUAUACCAUCCCAUACCAGGGUGGUAUUGUGUGGUAUUUUUUGGUCAUGUAUUUUGUUCACCUAGAAAUUUAUAGGUCCAAUAGAUCAUGAUGAACUCGUCCAUUCUGUGCAAAAAUUUUCAAAAACAAAUUUAAAACGAAGAAGAUACCAUAUGGUAUGUAGUUGGUACCGAGAGACAAUAAAAAAUCUCAAAAAAUAUUGAAAAUGGAUCUCAUUUUGUAGAGCACAACGAACUCGUUCCAUCUGUGCAAAAAAAAAAAAUUGAAAUCCAAGUUAAAACGAAUAAGAUAUGAGCCGAUUAAAAAAACAAUGGAAAAAUAAAAACACCUUUAAUGCUCCACCCUUAGAUCUGGAUUUUUUGAAUAAAGGGUCCAUAUUUAGUUACUAAUGGGUGCAUAACACAUGGUUAUGCACUGUAUCUUGAGUCGUGCUAACUAGCAUAAGAACCAUUAGAUUAAAAAUUAAUAAUGGGGCUAGAAUUAAAAGGACAAUUUAGUAACUACCCCAUCAAACCCUAAUAUAAAUAGCUUUCUUCUACCAAUUCCUUCCCAGUUGGUCGCCCACCUCUCCUAUUGUCUCUCUCUCCCUCACAAAAAUCCAGCCCCAUCUUCUUCUCUCUCUAAAGAAACACUCAUCUUCGUCGAUUCCCCUUCCCGUUCGACUAUGCCUGCGUCCACCUUAGUCGUGUCGGCCUCAGCGUCGGCAUCACCAUCGCCUUCGCCCGCAACAGACUUGCCAUCACUUGCAACCGCCUCGUACGCAACCGCGUCGUCGUCACUCGCAAGCGCCUCUACUUCGCCAUACACUGCUCUCAACUCUAGUCGUUUCACCAAUGUUGCCGCUUUGAUUAAACCGCAACACUUGCGGCCGAAGAGGAGGCGGGUAAACGUAUGAUGUCGGAAGAGGAGACAAAUCCAGAUAUGGGGAGAGGUUGUCGUUCGAUGGAGAGAUAAGAGCCUACGCCGCCCUUUUGUUGGUCUUGCCUCUGUUGGCUUCCCACCACCAGUGUCGUCAAUCGCUCACAGAAGCAUCUGCAAAGGGAAAACGAGAAUUUUGCCAGAUCUAUAUUAUUAGGUGAUUAGUUGUUAUUUGGGUUAGUAGUAAUUUUGGAGUAUUGAUUUUCAUAUGUAUUCAUAGUAAUUUUUAUUGUAAUUAGUAGUUGAGUAGUGACAUUUGUAAAGUAUUAGUAGUGUUUUGUAUAUUAGUAGUUACAUUUGUUCUUUAUAGUACUUUAUUUCAUUCAUAGUGGCGUUUUUCAAAAAUCAUCAACUUCUACUGAUUAAAAAAUGCUACUAAUAAGUAAUAACAAUAAAAUCACUACGGACUAUCACAAAAUCACUACAACUCUUUAGUCAAAUAACUACUAAUUUGACUAGUAGUAAUUUUUCAGUAGUAUUUUUUGCACGUUAAAGUUCUCUGUGAAGAUGGAGAGAGAAAAUUAAUAUUAAAAUUUAAUUUAUUUAUUAAACUUAAUUUUUCCAAAAUACCAAACAAGCCCUUCACUACUUCUAACCGUCAGAUGUAACUUAAAAGUAAUGGACGGUGAUAAGAGUGGUUAGCAUGGUCUCUAACUCCUCCCACAAAAGGGCACUUCGACAUUUAACCGUUAACCAUAGUACAUACACGGAGUUUGAACCCCCGACAAGAUUGAAAUACAACCAAUAAUUGAGCGUAUAACAUGGUGGCUUAAUGAAAUAAACCCCAAGGUGUAAAUUAUGGCCAAAGGAUGUCAAGUAAUCUGCAAAUACGCUGCCUUUACAAAAAAUAUGAGAGAUGAGGACUUCCUAGAAUAAGUUUAGGAGUCCUCUAUGACAUGAAACCCAAGGGGUAAACUAUGUCCAAUGGAUGCCAAGUAAUCCGCAAAUAUGCCGCCUUCUCGGAAAACAUAAGAGAUGAUGACGUUGCUUGUCUAGAGGAGCUGAAUUGUUGUACUACAAUUAGUUUGCAAUUCAACUUUCAUUAACCCGCUUCCCAAGCUAUACAUGGCCCCGCCAACUCCGCAUGGGCAAUAGAACCUCCCCUACAUUCAUCGCGAGCACCCUUAUUAAUCUCUCUUCAACAGUUCUUAAGACGCCAUCCCUGAGGAGCUCCCUUGCACCAACUCCAUUUUCGAUUCAUCCAUGUUUAGUCCAACCCAUCUUUGCGACGGUGCCCUCCAGCAUAUCAACUCUUGAUGACACUUUAUUUAUAGUGUUUGUCACUCUCAUUCUUGAUACAUUUUCCCCUUAUAUCAAAGCAUCUUUAGUCCUUUCUCUAGUAUUUAUGAUCUAAAUCACAACUAUUUGAUCAAUGAGCUCUAAAUAGACAUAGGUUAUGUUUUUGUACUCACUGAUGCCUUCUUAAUAUGUUUAUUAUGGUUUUGAAGGUACUAAUAAGCCUAAGGAAGUCUUGAUCAAGCAUUGAAGAACUCUGGAAGACCAAAGGAGCUAUAAAGAGAAGAAUAUUGAGCUUUCGUGAUAAAGAUGAGGCCUAAUGACGGAGAAGUCAACUAGAAGUCGUAACAUAAGCCCAAGACGAGCCCAAUAAAGGAAGACUUGGCCCAAACUAAAGAAGAAACUGACGAUGGCCCAACAUCGGGUCCAACCGCCACUAUAGAAGACUUGGUCAAGACAGACACAUCCAAAUCAUAAGGAGAGGUCAUCCAUAAUCCAAGGAGCCCAACCUACGAAGAAAAAGGAUGACGAUCCCAACUGCCGCUCAAGCCCUAAUCUUCUAGAAGUAUUGUUCAAGAAGUCUCACUUGCUUGAAUGUCGGGGCUAUCACUUUCGUCGGAUGGCAUUACCGAUAAAGAUCCAUCUAUUGG
Linum trigynum is the source of this 3929-nucleotide messenger RNA. The record is from the annotation of a GenBank genome assembly. NCBI's taxonomy places the organism in Eukaryota, Viridiplantae, Streptophyta, Magnoliopsida, Malpighiales, Linaceae.